This is a messenger RNA of Scheffersomyces amazonensis, 768 nucleotides long. RefSeq names its product SDR family NAD(P)-dependent oxidoreductase. Gene Ontology annotation, molecular function: oxidoreductase activity. The transcript has a single exon. The coding region runs from base 1 to 768 and encodes 255 amino acids. The record is from RefSeq and is a predicted model, not a curated record. Lineage: Eukaryota; Fungi; Ascomycota; Pichiomycetes; Serinales; Debaryomycetaceae.
AUGUCCUACAGUUCUUUAGUAAACAAAGUAGCCGUUGUAACAGGGGGGCUUUCAGGGAUCGGUUUAGCCACCUCUAUUAAAUUGCUUCAGAACGGAGUAAAAGUUAUUAUAGGAGAUAUAACUGCUGAAGAACAAGCUAAAGAGAUUUUAAGCCAAAUUAAGGAGAAGUCAGGAAGUCAGAAUGUUAAAUUCUACAGAACAGAUGUUUCCAAUUAUGAAGAUAAUAAGAAAUUAAUCGAUUAUGCUGUUGAACAGUAUAAGGAUCUAAACUUGGUCUUUGCUAAUGCAGGAAUUCUCCGCAUGCACCCAGGAGCAGAAAUUCCUUAUGAAGAGUGGGAAAAGGUUUUGAGAGUUAAUUUAAAUGGAGUUUUCUCAUUGGAUAAAGAAGCUAUCAACUAUUGGCUUAAGAACAAUAAAAAGGGUAACAUAGUUAAUACGGGCUCAGUUGCUUCUUACGUUACGGGAGGAGAUGGUUUGGCACAUUAUUCUGCAUCAAAAGGAGGGGUAAAGCUAUUGACCCAGACUUUAGCAGUUGAAUAUGCAUCUAAAGGUAUCAGGAUCAAUUCGGUUAAUCCAGGAGCUAUUGAAACUGCAAUAAUGGCUGGAGUUCCUGAGAAUUUCAAAGCUGAUCUGAUUGCCAAACAUCCCAUUGGAAGACUUGGUAAACCUGAAGAAAUUGCUAAUGUUGUUGCUUUCUUGUUGUCCGAUGAAGCUUCAUUCGUCGUUGGUGCUUCUUAUAUAGUCGAUGGUGGCUAUACUGCUCAAUAA